Molecule: messenger RNA, 422 nt
Organism: Symbiodinium pilosum
Lineage: Eukaryota; Dinophyceae; Suessiales; Symbiodiniaceae
Source: the annotation of a GenBank genome assembly
AUGGGCCACAUCGGCUCAGUGACAACAGUGGCGGUUUGCCCAACCAACUCUGAGCUGCUUGCCACUGGUGGUGAGGACCACACAGUCCGACUGUGGGAUCUUCGAGACAUCGAACCAAGCUCUCAGCUUGCUCGCAUGAGCAGAGAGAAGGUCAUGGGUGUCAAUUUAGCGCAUUUCACGCUGAAAGGGCAUGAGGGUGGAAUCUCGAGGGUCAGAUUCACAGGGGACGGACAGCUGCUAGCCAGCGUGUCCAAAGACUGCUCUGUGAGGGUCUGGAUCCCGUCACUUUUCAAUCCCCUGCUCCUUGCGAAAUUUACAGCACAUGAGGCUUGGAUACGCGAUGUGGCAUGGUCCCCCGAUCAGAAAAAUUUAUUCACUGGUGCUGCCGACGGUAUGGUGUUCGCCUGGGAGGUUCCUUCGAA